Molecule: messenger RNA, 243 nt
Organism: Talaromyces atroroseus
Lineage: Eukaryota; Fungi; Ascomycota; Eurotiomycetes; Eurotiales; Trichocomaceae
Exons: 1
Coding region: 1-243 (80 amino acids)
Source: RefSeq, a predicted model, not a curated record
AUGACGAGCCUUCAGCUCUCUUCUCCAGCUGGGAAUGUCCCAGAUCGUGCUCCUGAAGUUAAUCAGACCUCUUCUCGCGAAGCUGCAACCCAGAGUAUUGUGGACUCUCCUCUGUCUACCAUUCCUUUCGACGAGACCCCACUGACAAUCGAAAUCAGUGAUGAUGAGGACAGUCUUAAUGGUUUCACAAGUACGAUUUUGAAAUACAGGUCCGCGCGAUUAUAUCUAUCGCUGGUACUAUGA